AUGGAUAACAAGAUAUUCGUGUCCGACUCUCUUAUCCGCCUUACAGGUGCCUCUGACGCUACGGUCGUUGACUUCGUGCUUGCAACCGCUAGUUCUACCAAAUCAGCCUCCGCAUUACAAGACAAACUUCUACCCUUUUUGGAUGGCAGUCAAGAUGAAAUCAGUUUAUUCUGUAGAGAGCUAUACGAUCGAGCUGGGGGUGGCGCGAAGAUCGGCUCGAGUAAAGGGACGGCCGCGCAAAAGACAAAAGACAGCAGAGGGGACGCGUCGAAAAAGAAAUAUCGAUUAGUCGAAAUGGAGGACGAUGUUCCAGACGCUGCGGCUUCUCUGGGUCCUCUGAGUGUCGAGACUGAAAGCGAGAGGCGGAAAGGAAAGAAUGCCGAUAAAAGCAGGGCCAAGGACAGCAGUCGAUGGAAGAAAGAUGAGUACAGCAGCAGCAGGAAGAGAGAUCGUAGCCGGGAUGUUCGGGAUCGAGAUCGCCACAGGUCCAAGAAGCUGCGCAGAAGGGACGUGGAGGACUUUGAGGAUCGUUGGGGCGACGAAGAGAUACCGGACGAUGAGUUGCAAGGGUAUGACGAGCAGAAUGAUAUCCAGGAGUCUCCGUCUAAACGGUCUAGGCUUGAGGAUAGCCCUGCAUCGCCUCGUUCCACCUCAUCCGCCGAGCUGGAUCCAGAGACAAAACGGGAGAUGGAGCGACAGCGGGAUCUGAAGGAGAGAGACGAACUUGCUAAGCGCUUGGCCAAGAAGGACGAGGCAAGGUCGAAAAAGAUAGUCGAAGACCGGACCAGAACGGGGGAGGUCGCACGGAGAAGGGCCUUAGCCGGUGAUGCAGAGGCUAGAGCAGCCGUUAUGCCUGAACUGAGGAUCCGUUCUCGACAAGAAUAUCUGAAAAAGCGAGAAGCCGAACGGCUAGCACUUCUAAGAAGACAGGUUGCGGAGGAAACCGCAGAGUUGCGAGAGAACCCCAAUCUGACGCGCAGAGAGAAGGAAGAGUUUGCGAGGAACCGGGAAGUCCUCCGCAUCGCAGAGGAGAGGCUGCGCAUCGACGACCAUCGCGAUGGCUAUAUGAUGCCGGAAGACUACAUUACUGAGAAAGGGAAGAUUGACCGAAAGAAAAAAGAAGAGGCUCUGUUCAAGCGAUACGUCGACCGUGAUGAAUUGGGACAGGAGCGGUUUAUUACGGAGCACGAGGAGUGGGAAAACGAGCAGACGGCCAAAGCAAGGGCGCAAAUCCAGAGAGCGGAAUUUGUCGAUGAGGGCGACUACGAAUAUGUCUUCGACGAUACCCAGAAGAUCAACUUUGUUGUGGAUACCAAGCUUGAAGGGACCCGGAAGCCAAUGACCAAGGAACAACGUUUGUUGCAGGAGCAGCUUGAGGCUGCUGAGAAGAAAGCCACGACUAUAGAGGAAACCAGGAAGAGCCUUCCAAUUUACCAGUUCCGCGAUGAGAUCAUUCAAGCUGUUCAAGAUCACCAGAUCUUAAUCAUCGUUGGUGAAACCGGGUCCGGUAAGACGACUCAGAUCCCGCAGUAUCUGCACGAGGCAGGCUACACGAAGGGUGGCAUGAAGAUUGGAUGCACGCAACCGCGACGAGUUGCUGCCAUGAGCGUUGCCGCUCGUGUUGCCGAAGAGAUGGGAGUGAAGCUUGGUAACGAGGUCGGGUAUGCGAUUCGGUUCGAAGACAACACGAGUGAUAAGACCAUUCUUAAAUACAUGACAGAUGGAAUGCUACUUCGGGAACUUCUGACGGAGCCUGACUUGGGCCAGUACUCCGCGUUGAUGAUCGACGAGGCCCACGAACGUACUGUGCCUACUGAUAUUGCCUGUGGGUUGUUAAAGGACAUCGCCAAGGCCAGACCAGACUUGAAACUCCUCAUCUCUUCGGCAACGAUGGAUGCACAGAAGUUCCAAAAGUACUUCGAUGAUGCUCCCAUUUUUAAUAUUCCUGGGCGCAGGUAUCCCGUCGAUAUCCAUUACACGCCGCAACCUGAGGCCAAUUACCUGGCGGCGGCAAUUACGACCAUCUUCCAGAUCCAUGUUACUCAGGGCCCUGGUGAUAUCUUAGUGUUCCUGACCGGCCAAGAGGAAAUCGAGGCAGCGGAGCAAAGUCUGCAAGAGACUGCCAGGAAACUGGGCAGCAAGAUUCCGGAGAUGAUCGUAUGCCCCAUCUACGCCAACCUACCAUCUGAUCUACAGACCAAAAUCUUUGAACCGACGCCUCCAGGUGCGCGGAAGGUUGUGUUGGCUACUAACAUUGCCGAAACUAGCUUGACCAUCGACGGUAUCGUUUUUGUGAUUGAUCCUGGCUUCGUGAAGGAGAAUGUGUUCAAUCCUCGAACCGGCAUGGAGAGCUUGGUAGUGACCCCGUGUUCGCGGGCUUCUGCGAACCAAAGAGCUGGUCGCGCAGGUCGAGUGGGGCCUGGAAAAUGCUUCCGGUUAUACACCAAAUGGGCCUACUAUAAUGAGCUGGAAGAGAAUACAACGCCGGAAAUUCAACGGACAAACCUGAGCAGCGUCAUCCUGAUGCUAAAGUCGCUGGGUAUCGAUCAGCUCCUUGACUUCGACUUUAUGGAUCCCCCUCCUGCCGAGACUAUCAUUCGUGCGCUUGAACAGCUCUACGCCCUUGGGGCUCUCAAUGAUAGGGGCGAACUGACCAAGGUUGGGCGGCAGAUGGCCGAGUUUCCUACGGACCCGAUGCUUGCCAAGGCGAUCCUGGCUGCGGACAAGUACGGCUGCGUGGAAGAGGUCCUGUCGAUCGUGUCGAUGCUUGGAGAGUCCAGCGCACUCUUCUUCCGGCCCAAGGACAAGAAAAUCCAUGCGGAUAGUGCACGGGCUCGAUUCACGAUCAAGGAUGGCGGGGACCAUCUGACGCUGCUCAACAUCUGGAACCAGUGGGUGGACUCGGAUUUCAGUUAUGUGUGGGCGCGGGAGAACUUCCUGCAGCAACGCAGCCUUACGCGGGCACGCGACGUACGGGAUCAAUUGGCAAAGCUAUGUGAUCGGGUUGAAGUGAUGAUCAGCACAUGUGGAUCGAACGAUCUCAUCCCCAUCAUGAAAGCUAUUACAGCGGGCUUCUUCCCGAAUGCAGCACGGUUGCAACGUGGAGGCGACAGUUAUCGCACGGUCAAGAAUGGGCAGACGGUGUACCUGCACCCGUCGAGCACGCUGUUCGAGGUGAACCCGAAGUGGGUGAUAUAUUAUGAACUGGUCCUGACGAGCAAAGAAUACAUGCGGAGCAACAUGCCUCUGCAAGCGGAGUGGUUGAUCGAGGUGGCGCCGCAUUACUAUAAGAAGAAAGAUCUGGAGACGCUGGGGCUGGACCGGAAGGUCCCGAAGGGCCAAGGGGCGGCUGGAGAGAAGAGCAGGAACUAG
Molecule: messenger RNA, 3372 nt
Organism: Monascus purpureus
Lineage: Eukaryota; Fungi; Ascomycota; Eurotiomycetes; Eurotiales; Aspergillaceae
Source: the annotation of a GenBank genome assembly